Messenger RNA from Heterocephalus glaber (naked mole-rat), 1676 nucleotides. It is a transcript of the gene Bhlhe40, whose product is annotated as basic helix-loop-helix family member e40. Lineage: Eukaryota; Metazoa; Chordata; Mammalia; Rodentia; Bathyergidae. Gene Ontology annotation, molecular function: protein dimerization activity; DNA binding. The record is from RefSeq and is a predicted model, not a curated record. Gene Ontology annotation, biological process: regulation of DNA-templated transcription.
AGCACACACCACCAGUCUGUGCGCAGAGCCAGAGGCCGCGGGGACACCGGGCCAUGCACGCCCCCAACUGAAGCAACACCUCAAAGCCACAGUUCCCAGCAGCACAGCGCAUUUCAGGGAGCUCAGACUCAGAGGAAACCUCUGCAGAGAGACCCUCGAAGCCCCUCUAGGACAGUCCGUCACCUCGACGCUCUCCUAGUGCAGACAGGAGUGCGCAGUGGCCCUGGCUCGCAGUGCCAUGGAGCGGAUCCCCAGCGCUCAACCACCCCCUGCCUGCCUGCCCAAAGCGCCAGUGCUGGAGCACGGAGACCUACCAGGGAUGGAUUUUGCCCACAUGUACCAAGUGUACAAGUCGAGGCGAGGAAUAAAGCGGAGCGAGGACAGUAAGGAAACCUACAAAUUGCCGCACCGGCUCAUCGAGAAAAAGAGACGUGACCGGAUUAACGAGUGCAUCGCCCAGCUGAAGGAUCUCCUACCCGAACAUCUCAAACUUACUACUUUGGGUCAUUUGGAAAAAGCAGUGGUUCUUGAACUUACCUUGAAGCAUGUGAAAGCACUAACAAACCUAAUUGAUCAGCAGCAACAGAAAAUCAUUGCCCUGCAGAGUGGUUUACAAACUGGUGAGCUGUCCGGGAGAAACGUUGAAGCAAAUCAAGAAAUGUUUUGCUCAGGGUUCCAGACCUGUGCCCGGGAGGUGCUUCAGUACCUGGCAAAGCACGAGAACACCCGGGACCUGAAGUCUUCACAGCUUGUCAUGCACCUCCACCGUGUGGUCUCUGAACUGCUGCAGGGUGGUACUUCCAGGAAACCAUCAGACCCAUCCCCCAAAGUGAUGGACUUUAAGGAGAAACCCAGCUCCCUGGCCAAAGGCUCGGAAGGCCCUGGGAAAAACUGUGUGCCAGUCAUCCAGAGGACUUUCGCUCCCUCCAGUGGGGAGCAGAGCGGCAGUGACACGGACACAGACAGUGGCUAUGGAGGAGAAUCAGAGAAGGGUGACUUGCGAAGUGAACAGCCAUAUUUCAAAAGUGAUCAUGGACGUAGGUUCACCAUGGGAGAACAGGUCAGCACAAUUAAGCAGGAGUCCGAAGAACCCCCCACCAAAAAGAGCCGAAUGCAGCUCUCAGAUGAUGAAGGGCAUUUUACUAGCAGUGACCUGAUCAGCUCCCCAUUCCUGGGCCCACACCCACACCAGCCUCCCUUUUGCCUGCCCUUCUAUCUGAUCCCGCCUUCAGCGACUGCCUACCUGCCCAUGCUGGAGAAGUGCUGGUAUCCCACCUCUGUGCCGGUGUUGUACCCAGGCCUCAAUGCCUCUGCUGCAGCCCUCAGCAGCUUCAUGAACCCAGACAAGAUCUCUGCUCCCCUGCUCAUGCCCCAGAGACUCCCUUCUCCCUUGUCAGCCCAUCCAUCCCUCGACUCUUCCGCCUUGCUCCAAGCUCUGAAGCAGAUCCCCCCUUUAAGCUUAGAAACCAAAGACUAAACUCUUUUAGGGCAUCCUGCCGCUUUGCUUUCCUUCUUCCCUACUUCCAAAAACACAAAUGUUUUUGUGAGUGCAGCGAGAUUGUGAAUACCAAGAUAAUCUAAGGCACGGAGAGAAAAUGCAGGUUGUGUGCGUGCAAAUGUGUGUAUGUGUGUGUGCCUAUGUGUUUGUGUUGGACAUUAAAGCUCCUUUUGGUGUA